Messenger RNA from Selaginella moellendorffii, 2357 nucleotides. Its product is annotated as cleavage and polyadenylation specificity factor subunit 3-II. The record is from RefSeq and is a predicted model, not a curated record. The coding region runs from base 53 to 2224 and encodes 723 amino acids. The transcript is spliced from 15 exons. Lineage: Eukaryota; Viridiplantae; Streptophyta; Lycopodiopsida; Selaginellales; Selaginellaceae. Gene Ontology annotation, cellular component: nucleus. Gene Ontology annotation, biological process: snRNA processing.
GGUUUUGGUUUAGGGUUUAUGCAAAUUCGUUUGCGCGGAAACGAUCGAUUCCAUGACGAUCAAGUGCGUUCCCCUCGGAGCCGGCCAGGAUGUGGGCAAGAGCUGUGUAAUUGUGUCCAUGGGAGGAAAGAAGAUAAUGUUCGAUUGCGGGAUGCAUAUGGGAUAUCAAGACGAGCGGCGCUUCCCAGAUUUCUCGCAGAUCUCCAAAACCGGGGAUUUUACUCACGAAAUUGAUUGCGUCAUCGUCACACACUUCCAUUUGGAUCAUGUUGGAGCUCUACCAUAUUUUACUGAAGUUUGUGGUUACGAAGGACCUGUGUAUAUGACUUAUCCAACAAAAGCUUUGGCUCCGAUCAUGCUGGAAGACUAUCGCAAAAUUAUGGUUGAUAGAAGAGGGGAAGAAGAACAGUUCUCGACGCUUCACAUUCAGCAAUGCAUGAAGAAAGUCAUUGCUGUGGACUUGAGGCAAACGAUUCGAGUUAGCAAGGAUCUAGCGUUCCGCGCUUACUACGCUGGACAUGUUCUUGGAGCUGCUAUGUUUUAUGUGAAGGCCGGAAACAGUACAGUUGUUUAUACGGGUGACUAUAACAUGACUCCGGAUCGUCAUCUUGGAGCGGCUCAGAUAGACCGAUUGAAGCCGGAUUUACUGAUCACCGAAUCGACUUAUGCUACAACUAUUCGUGAAUCGAGGCUGGCUAAAGAAGCAGAGUUUCUCAAUGUGGUACAUACCUGUGUCAGCAAAGGUGGAAAAGUGCUCAUACCAAUUUCGGCCCUCGGCAGAGCUCAGGAGCUGUGCAUACUUCUGGACGAGUACUGGGAACGCAUGAAUCUUAAAGUUCCCAUCUACUUUUCUGCCGGAUUGACGAUGCAGAGUAACGCGUACUAUAAACUCCUGAUAAGCUGGACAAAUCAGAGAAUUAAAGACACUUACGUGACUCGUAAUGCUUUUGACUUCAAGCAUGUUUUUCCAUUUGAUCGGACGCAACUGGAUGGCAACGGACCGUGUAUACUUUUCGCUACGCCCGGGAUGCUCACAGGCGGACUGUCCUUGGAAGUUCUAAAACACUGGGCUCCUGUAGAGCAGAAUCUUCUCAUCAUACCCGGGUUUUGUCUCGCGGGAACUGUGGCACAAAAGUUAUGUUCCGGAAAGCCCACGCGGGUAGAAGUGGACAAGCGAACGACAAUAGAUGUUCGAUGCCAGAUACAUUUGCUCGCUUUUAGUGCUCAUACGGACGCUAAAGGCAUCAUGGAUCUUGUGAGACAAGUCGAGCCUCGCAACGUCAUCCUCGUCCAUGGGGAGAAACUCAAGAUGGAUGUUUUGAAGGCUCGGAUCAACAAUGAGCUCGGGAUGCCGUGCCACAAUCCCGCCAACCACGAUGUCGUCGAGGUACCUUCGCACUGUCUCUUCAACGUCGAAGCCUCCAAAGAGCUCGUGUCUUUAAGCAUGAGUUCGUACUACAGCAGCACACACUCGGCAAUGGAAGACUCCGUGACUUCGGACAGAUGCAAGCCGGGGAUUCCUGUGGAAGGAAUUGUGCUUACUACAAACUCAUCCAAGAUCAAACUGGUACAUCCUUUCGAAGUUCCAUCAGUUCUGGGUGAGCCGAAGCACGACAUAUCCUUUAGCAGUGAGGUGGAGAUCAUCUUGGAGGAGGAGGAAAGCGAAGCCGCAGGACAGCAAUCCCACGAUGCAGCGACAGAACCAUCCAGCAAGAGAGUCCGGAAGGACUUGAAAAGGACUUUAAGCCUCGACUUGGAGCGUUUGCCGGAAGAAGCAGAGACCGAGGCCGAGCAUCCCAAGGACCAAAAGUUCUUACUCGACAUCAACGAAGUCCCGGUAGCAGGCUCGCCGGAGGAAUCACAGCAGGUUUUCACUCCUACUAGCGAAGAACUCUCGAAGCUCAUGACCAGCGUCUACUCGGAAGCUGUAAGCUGGAUCAAAGAGCUCACUCUGGAGGACAACUGCGUGAGGUGUCGCAGCCUGGAGGUCUCUUUUCUCUGCGGGAAGCUCUGCAAAGAAGAUGGCGCUGUGAAACGCAAGGCCAGCUUGGAGUGUAGAUGGAAGUACGAGGAAAAUGGUCUGGCGAACAGGAUGCUGGGCAUUCUCCGAAACUUUGCGAGUUUUGGCGAGACCAUUUUGAUAUCACUGCAAGUUAAAGAGGUCUUUGGAAAGCUUGGAGUGCUUAAACAAGCUUAUCAGGUUAUGGGCCGACAUCAGAUGUAACAAGAGUUCGUUAACACGUCCUCCAUCCAAGCGCCAAAAGAAACCAUGGAAUAAUCUUCGAUAAGUGGAGCACAUGGGUGAUAAUAUUAAUUAUACGUUAGUCUAAUCACAGCUUUAGCAAUUUUAAAUCUCC